Molecule: messenger RNA, 721 nt
Organism: Oncorhynchus gorbuscha (pink salmon)
Lineage: Eukaryota; Metazoa; Chordata; Actinopteri; Salmoniformes; Salmonidae
Product: bifunctional apoptosis regulator-like
Source: RefSeq, a predicted model, not a curated record
GUUUAUUGUUGAUGCUCGGUGAUGAGGAGCUGACCAGAGCUCCCUAUAACAUAGACAACCAGGCCCACAGGAGAGCGAUGAUGGCUGAACUGGAGAGGAUCAAGGAACUGGGGGUCAAGCCACCUCAGAACCUCUGGGAGUACAAGGCUGUGAAUGCAGGUAAAUCUCUGUUCCUGCUCUAUGCUUUGAAGAGUUCUCCUCGCCUCACCAUCCUCUACCUCUACCUCUUCGACUACUCAGAAACCUUCCUCCCCUUCCUGCACACCUGCUGUCCCGCCCUCUCACGCACCAGCGAGCCAAUGGAGGACAGCCUCCCCCUCAACCACCAGGGGCACCCCAGCUGGCGCCAGUGGGCGGAGUUCCUAGUUAAGUACCUCCUCCUUCCGUACCAGCUGAUCGCUGAGUUUGCCUGGGAUUGGCUGUCGGUUCACUACUGGACGUCACGGUUCAUCAUCGUCAACGCCGUGCUGCUGUCUGUGCUGGAGGGCUGUGUCCUGUGGAGGUUCUAUAACCGAGCUGAGAUCAGGAGUCUCCCUCAGAAGAUGUGGGGUCACCUGUGGAGGAUGUCCUCCCAGGGUUUUGCCUUCGCCCUGUUCUGGCCGGUGGUCCCUCAGUUUGUGUGUAACUGUCUGUUCUACUGGGCUCUGUAUUUCAACCCCAUCAUCAACAUAGACCUGGUGGUGCAGCAGCUAAUGCCGGACACACGAGGGCCGUGAAGGAC